This is a messenger RNA of Impatiens glandulifera, 877 nucleotides long. RefSeq names its product ninja-family protein AFP3-like. The transcript is spliced from 3 exons. The record is from RefSeq and is a predicted model, not a curated record. Bases 1 to 693 code for a protein of 230 amino acids. Gene Ontology annotation, cellular component: nucleus. Lineage: Eukaryota; Viridiplantae; Streptophyta; Magnoliopsida; Ericales; Balsaminaceae. Gene Ontology annotation, biological process: signal transduction; negative regulation of DNA-templated transcription.
AUGGCAAGAUCAGAUGAAGUAAUGAGCUCAAUCGGUUCUGAGAUCAUUGAUCUGGAUUCCUAUUUUCCGACAUCGGAAUCAUCUGAGGUCAUCGAUCUCGGUCUCUCACUGGGUGGAUUCUACGGAGGAGGGAAUGUUACUAAGGAAAUACUGAAACAGAAACAACCUGUUUGUGACAAUGAUCUGAUAGGGAACAUGAAAUGUUUCUCUCUCGGUCUGUCUUCUUUCUCCUCCCGUCCACCACCGGUGAGCAAGAAGAUGUUUCCGGAAUGCCCCAAAAAUUGGUCGGUGAAAUCUGGUUCUGGCGCCGCCUUCGCUCGUGCAAUGGAAAAGCUCAAAUCCAAAUGCUCCCCUUUAACCAUCCCUUUAAUCGAAGAUCCAAUGCCGAUUGUAGAUGGAAAAGAUGGUGAGACAUCACUAGAGAACCCUUUCGAGAAAUCUAUAGUGAUGAAGAGUGCAAUUCCAACUCCAGCUUUGAGGACAAUAAUGCCUUGUGUGACAGCCAUAGGAGAUGGACCAUAUGGAAGGAGAAUAAAAGGGUUCUUAUUUAGCUACAACGAUGAUAAGAUUAUCGACAUUGUGUGCAUUUGCCAUGGCAAAAUAAUGUCACCAUCUGAUUUCAUCAAACAUGCCGGUGGAAUUGAGCGUCGGAAUCCCAUGAAGUACAUCAAAGUGACAGAAAAAGAAUUCUAGACAACAAUGAAAAUCGACCUUCAAGCUAUCAAACUAAUACAUGACAAACCAUAUGGUCGAGCCACACAAGGCUUCUUUAUCUUUUGUCAUGUUUCGUAUUUUCGUAAGCAACUGUUUUCCUAUUUUCAAGAACAUUAAAGUUUGGCUUUAAUUUACCGUUUUCUAGAUAAUGUAAGCAGGGAAA